Messenger RNA from Alternaria alternata, 2280 nucleotides. Its product is annotated as fatty acid/sphingolipid desaturase. Lineage: Eukaryota; Fungi; Ascomycota; Dothideomycetes; Pleosporales; Pleosporaceae. The record is from RefSeq and is a predicted model, not a curated record. Gene Ontology annotation, cellular component: membrane. Gene Ontology annotation, molecular function: oxidoreductase activity, acting on paired donors, with oxidation of a pair of donors resulting in the reduction of molecular oxygen to two molecules of water. Gene Ontology annotation, biological process: lipid metabolic process. The coding region runs from base 95 to 1798 and encodes 567 amino acids. The transcript is spliced from 2 exons.
GUCUGGCCGCGUCUAUCUUGAAAUUCCUUUGUCAAUUGAAGCCGCAGCUGGACACCCGUCUGUAUACCCUUCGCGUACCACACCGCAUCGCAUCAUGGCCGCCCGGGCAGACAGGAAGUCCAAGGUCUUUAGUCGGCGAGAGAUCGAAGCUCAGAUUGCCAAUGGCCGCUCAAUUGUCAUCGUAGACAACAAGGUCUUGAAGGUAGAUGCAUGGCUACCCUACCACCCUGGCGGUGAUAAAGCCAUUCGGCACAUGGUGGGACGCGAUGCAACAGACGAGGUCACUCGAUUCCACUCUGCCCAAACGCUCGAGCUCAUGAACCGCUACCAAAUCGGCCGCAUCGAAGGACGAUGGACCAACUUCCUACCGCCGAUGCAAGGAGGAAAGUUCAGGACACAGGAAGAGCUGGACAAGCUUUCUGAGGAAGAAUACAUGGAAUCAUGUUCGGUUUCAGAGCAGGAGACUGCAAGCUCAGCUUCUUCUGCCAACAGCAGCCCUCUUUUUGAACCGGUGGACCGAUCUUCCGCUUCAAUUCGCAAGCGCAACGGAGCCGACAUUGGUAGAGCCUCCUCAAGCUCUAGUGUCUCAUCGGUCGAACUAGAAGAUGUCGUCGCUCCGAAGAUGUCAGUACUUGAUAGACGGACUCAGGAAGAGCUCAAUUUCGACAAGGCCAAAUACCCGUCUCUAGAUCCAGCCACCCAAGAUCACAUCACACAAAAGUACCGCGAGCUACAAGAGCGGAUAAAGCAGGAAGGCCUCUACGAUUGCAACUAUACCGCCUACGGUAUCGAAUGCCUACGUUAUGGGUCCUUCUUAGCCGGAUUCCUGUUUUUGUUAUCAUCUGGCUGGUAUAUUACUAGUGCCAUCCCGCUUGCAUGCCUUUGGCACCAGCUUACGUUCACGGUCCAUGAUGCCGGACACAUGGGCAUCACCCACGAUUUUACGACCGAUUCCACCAUCGCAAUGUUCAUUGCCUCGUACGUAGGCGGGUUGAGCGCUUGCUGGUGGAAAUACAACCAUAACGUGCACCAUCUUGUUACGAACCACCCCGAACACGAUCCCGAUAUUCAAUACAUUCCCUUCUUCUCUAUCACGCAUCGAUUUAUGGAGAGUCUCACCACGACCUUUUACGAGUGGGUCAUGGAAUACGAUGCCUUCGCAAAGUUCAUGAUCCGAAUUCAACACUACACCUACUACCCGAUCAUGCUGUUCGCACGCUUCAAUCUGUAUAGAUUGUCUUGGAUGUAUCUGCUCCUUGGAAAGGGCCCCAAGAAAGGGCCUGCAUGGUGGCACCGAUACUUUGAGUUGAUAGGCAUGGCAUUUUUUUGGACCUGGUUCGGCUACGGAGUGGUAUACAAGUCCAUACCUGACAACUGGAGUCGGUUCUGGUUUGUUAUGAUUGCCCACGCACUUACGUCUCCACUCCAUGUGCAAAUCACGUUGUCCCAUUUCGCUAUGAGUACAGCGGAUCUAGGUAUCCACGAGUCAUUUGCUCAGAAGAUGCUUCGCACAACGAUGGAUGUUGACUGCCCUCAGUGGUUGGAUUUCUUCCACGGUGGCCUUCAGUUCCAGGCCAUCCACCAUCUGUAUCCACGGAUCCCCCGUCAUAACCUAAGACAAACCCAGAAGUUGGUUCAGGAGUUCUGUAACGAGGUCGACAUUCCGUAUGCGCUAUAUGGUUUCCUCGAUGGCAAUAAGCUGGUCGUUGGGCGACUUGCUGAUGUAGCAAGACAGGCUGCCAUCUUUGCUGAAUGCCAGAGGACGAUUGCUGCGGAAGGAGAUUAUGGAAUGCAUUGAAGGAUAUACUAUAGAUAUUUUAGAGCAAUGAGAUACGUUAUCUGUUCACUUGAUCCAGGGUUUAUUGUAGCAAUGAUUGGGGUUUGAAGCAUUCCCUGAGGCCACGAGUCUGCCCAGGCUGUACAAAGAUGCUUUAGUCGCAAACUUGCGAUAGAUGCCUGCGUAGAUCAUUGUCCGCUCGGAUAAAGGUUCCGACACCGAAACCAGGGUUGGAUGGGAAGUGGAGGCUUGCUUGUCCGCCGCGUUCCGCUGUUGAGAGCAUGCUAAAGGUAUACUCAGAACUGGCGCAUCAACUUUGCCACGCCAACUUGAGCACAAUUCUUAUUUUACAAGCGGAAAGACAAGCAUCCGGUAUCCAGGUACUCUUCGUCGCCGGCUCAGUCAGCUCAGACAUAUAUCACGCCAUGUAUGGCAGAUGGCGAGGAUUGACAGGAACGCGUCGCCACUAGCGUGACUGUUGGUUGACCCCACCUCGGUCCAUC